Molecule: messenger RNA, 1629 nt
Organism: Pleuronectes platessa (European plaice)
Lineage: Eukaryota; Metazoa; Chordata; Actinopteri; Pleuronectiformes; Pleuronectidae
Exons: 5
Coding region: 120-1253 (377 amino acids)
Source: RefSeq, a predicted model, not a curated record
AAACGAGAGUUGAAGCAGGAAAUAAGAGAUAGAGGAGGGUGCAGCCUGUUCAGAGGGACGGGGACACACAGACAGACACACACACUUCACUGCAAAGACCCUGCUGAGUGAGGAGGCGGAUGAAGAUGAAGAUGAAGAUGAAGCUACCUUUUGUUUCUAUUGUGAUGGUUAUGAUGUCAGUGUCGGGUGUGACAACAUUUACUCCAAGACCGAGAACCACCACUACUACAUGGACAACAGCUCGUCCUGUAGUAAAUUUGGAUGGGAAGAUGUUCACCUUAUCUUCUAAUGGAGGAGGAAUCACCUUCUAUCCCCCCUCCUACACCCCCAACAGCCCUAGGACUAAGACCACCACCACCCGUAGGACCAUCACCACCAUCACCCCUAAGACCACCACCACCACCCGUAGGACCACCACCACCACCCCUAAGACCACCACCACCACCCGUAGGACCACCACCACCACCCCUAAGACCACCACCACCACCCGUAGGACCACCACCACCACCCCUAAGACCACCACCACCACCCCUAAGACCACCACCACCACCCCUAAGACCACCACCACCACCCCUAAGACCACCACCACCACCCCUAGGACCACGCCGUUUUCAACUACAGGUUUGUCUGUGUGUCUGCGUUACCUCACUGACUAUUCGACAACAGGAAACCCCCCACUCCUCAAACUCUUCCCAUCCGGCUCAAACCCUGUGACUCUUGGGUUAGCCAGUUACAAUUCUCUCUACUCACUGAACUGGGGGUAUUAUAACACACAAACUUUCAGAACCAACGUUCAAUUCUGGCCUGGAGGUUUUCCCCAGGACAUAUGGACCAGAGUCUGUGUCACCGUGGACGGUGUGAAGAAUGUAGGGCAGGUGUUCAGCGGAUCAAACAUGAGCAUCAGGAAGAUUCUGCUCUAUCAGCUUCCACAGGGAAACGAUCCUGUGAUCUAUGUUCCAGGAUUUGAUGGUCAGUUGACAGACGUCCAGAUGUGGGAUUAUCCUCUAAGCUACAGAGAAAUCAUCCAAUACAUGAGGCCCAGCACCUACAGGCCGUCCCGUGGCUCAGUCCUCACUUGGUCCGACAUCAGCUACUCUCUCGGUGGAAACGCUCUGUUGGAGGACACGUACCAGAUGCUGGAGCAACAGCCAAUCAGCAAAAGGGGGAGGGGCCGUGGCCUGAGGGGAGAGAAGAAGAGCAGGAUGGUUUUCAAAGUGGAGGAGAGUAAGAAAAGAGAGGGAGAGUUUCAGUGAAACAUACAGAAGCAGAUGGAGAGCAAGCUGCAUCCAAUGUUCCUCAUUUAAUCAUCCAAUAAUAACUCAGAAUGAAUCAAUAAUCAGCAUUUAUCAAUAUCAAAUCAAACGAUUUGAUACAAUUAUAUUUACAUGAACAGUACUGAAUAGUCUCAGUCAUACCCUGGAUUCUAUAUAUUCAGUUCAUUAACACUUUUGAUUUUUGUCACUUUUCCUGAAGUGAGGAACAUAUGGGACAUACUUAGGGAACUGAUAUCUUCGAGUUUUGGGACAUAAUUAGGGAACUGAUAUCUACGACUAUAUAGGACAUAUUUAGGGAACUCAAUAACAGCUGUGGGCGUCAUGUGAGCAUCAAUAAAGAUCAACUUCAUCAACA